AUGCAGUUUAUGAUUGGUUAACAAAUCCUAUUUGAAAUAUCGUGCGCGGUAGCUGUUUUAUGAUUUCACCCUUUUCGGCGAUCUGCUGGAAGCUAUCGUUAUGCUGCUUGUUUCUGUAAUCAUAUACAACGAGAUAUCUCUCUAUCUCAUGUAAUUACAGGUAUUGUCGCCAAGGAUAUCCAGUUGAAGUAUCUGCAGACGUCAUGAAGUGUUCGAGCGUGGACGAGUUUAUCAAGCGGACUGCUUCAUUCAACGAGGCGCUGCUGUUAUGUCAAGAGUUCGAGAGCCUUGUUAAGCGUGUGCCAUCUUAUGAUCGCACACUGUGUGACAUGGUCAUCAGAGCCUGUAACCAUCAACUUGGGCUUGGCUCACUGGAAUUCAAUCACAUAAACCAGUUGGUCAAACUUGUGGAGCUUGCCGUUCAUCGCUAUGAUGUCUGUUCUCAAAGCCAAAACAGUCCUCUAUACAUAGAAACGAUCAUUUUUCAUGUAGUCAAGAAGCUAAGCUCUCUGCAAGUCCACAAUCUCUGCAGCCAUAUUGCUGCAUUGCUUUACACCAGGCUUACAUCAACACAGAAGGAUGAGAACUAUUAUGUUCUUGUGCGGAGCUGCUUCUCUGUUUUGUGGAAUGGACUUUCUGCUAAUAAGGAUCAGAAGGUUCUCAAUGCCAAAGACAAACUGCAUUACCAGUUUCAAGCUCUCAACUUCCUUCUGUUGUCGGACAGAAAAACUGUGAUUCUUUGCAAACCGCCGACAUGCAUGGAGAAUGCCGUCUGUGAAUUUGUAAAAAGUUGUAAUGCAGUGAGUGAAGAGGAUGCCUCAUUUGUUCUCCAUGAAAUGCACACGCUUUUCGACAGAUCUUGGAGUGAUAGUCAAGUCUCCAAGAUUGAUGGAUCUACACCACCUAUUGUUACAUCAAGCAUAUACACGCUUCUUGAAAUGGCGCUUGUUAUAAUCAAGAUGCUGUGUAAAGCUGGGCAUCAUAGUCUGGCCUCCACCUUUCUGAAUGAUUUUGGGGUCAAAGUGAAGAACAAGACUGACGGUUUGGCUGCGGCUCUGGAGCUCGGGAAAUGGGCUGUCGAAAUUCACUCUAUGGCAGCACCCCAUAAGUGUAGUGAUAAGCCUUUGAAAGAGUGUUCCAGGGCCUUGAGGUCUCUUCCCCCAGAAUUGGGCGAAAGUGAAGCUCAUUCUGUCCUCGAAGGAUGUGGACUGGUGGUGUGGGUUGUGGAAAAUUGCCAUAAGAAGCCGUUCAGUGGUCCCGUGCUGCUGGCCUGGUUUGCUUUUCUUGAGGAGCACCAAGACCAGAUCAUAAAGAUCCUGAAGAGCUCAAUAUUAAAAAGUGAAUGCAGCAGACUUCAGCAGACCCUUUGCGUCAGUAUUUCCCUAGGCUUUGGAUUUGCCAAUGAGAGCUUGCUCAAGUCAGAGCUGGAGGACAGUGAAACUCUGGCCAGAGUGCUGCUCUACUGCCAAGCUACAACUGGGCGCAUGAUGACUGAAAUGCGCAAACUGUCAAACGAAGACCUUCUCAUCAAAGCAGUGAUUGCGGUGAGCAACUUGGCCUGUGGCUUGUACAAUCGGCGUCUGUAUGACCAGGCCUUCACACUUCUCGAGAUCCUGUGUCAUAAUCUGAGCAAGAACUGUCCUGUUUCACUCUCUGUUGAUAGGUUCAACCGAGCCUUCAUGCUAGCUGUGCUAUCAUUGCGACGAGCGGGGCACCUGGAACGAGCCCUUGACUGGGUCAUACUGUGGCUAAAGGCGUUGGGAAGUAAAAUGGCUUUGCAUAUGACGGAACCAAUCUCUUUGUGGGUGAAAACCAAGAUGGAUAGUGCCAAUAACUCUGAAGAGGACAUUCGACUCCGGACGAUACGUGAUGGUUUUGGUCCUGACAUUCCUGAUGAAAAAAUAAUGCUUUGCCUUUUGGAUGAGGAGUUGCGCAUCUAUAAGGAGGAGGAAGGUGACACCUCACAGGAACGCUACAACGUUCUUUGCGAUCUGCUGGACAUCUGUCAUGAAGAGAGCUCUCACACCCAGUUGCGUGCUGCCUACCUCUGCGAAAUGGCCCAGGUUGUUUGUUUUCAUGACUUCACUGAACAGACUGACUGCACGGCAGUUGAUUUUACUCAUGAAGCUUUACGGCUCCUGGAAGGGGAAAUAGAGACACCUGAAAACAUAAGCCGACUGAAGGACAACAAGGCCCAUGCUUUGCUUUGGCUGUUUAUCUGCUCUCUUGAGAAGAACCUUCAGGAGGCAAUUGAAAGGGAUGUGAAGCUUCGAGAAAUGCGUAAGCAGUCGCCGUGCGUCGAAAAUCCUGUUGGGACCAAUGAUUUUGAUCUUGAAGACAAGCAGAGGAAUGAGGGCAACAUUUUGGUAUAUGAUGGUCUGAAAUUCAGCUUGGCUGCACAGAACAAGUUUUGCCAGCCGUUGGAAAGAGCGCUGGCUGAGUGGGCCUCUAUUCUGCGUGCUCCAGUUUUGCCUUCUGUUAGGAAUCCUAAACAGACAUGCAACUCUAUUGUGAUGACUGCAGCUCUCUUCAAACUAAUGGGAAAGCCUCUUAAAGCUUUGGAAGCAUAUCAACUUGCUGUUGAGCUUUCCCGCCAACUUGGCGACACUCAAGGAUGUGCAUAUUCCCUCUGUCAGUCGGCCAGUCUCCUCUUGGAAAUGGGCUCCAUUGAACAGGCUUUGUUUCAGACUGAACAAGCAGAAAAAAUGCUCCCCCCUGAUCCAAGCAUUGAAGGACCUUCCUCUGUCUUUCUUUUCAUAAUUUUGCUGAAAUCUCAGUGCUGUUAUAGUACUGGACAGGUGGAUUGUGGGGUAUCCUAUCUGUGUGCUGUGCUUAAAGAGGCCAAUGAGCAGAAACAUUACAAGGGAUGGUAUAUGUUGCGGGCUCAAGCGCUCCAAACUUGCAGCUCCUACCUCAGUUUGGACACAACUUCCCUGCCACAAAAGCAGCGGAACCGCAUUACACAGCAUGGUUUCAAAAGUCCAGAUACUGCUUUGAGUGAAAGCAUGAAGCUCCUCAGCAGAUUGCUGCUCUCUUUUGUGGGUAAAGGCUUUUAUGGCAGUAAUGGAAAUGGCUCGGAUGUGCGCUUCAUUGACACAGGAAAUAAUCUCUUGUUUAAAUGGCGGCUGCUGUCGGAACUGUUGACCUGCUCAAUGAAAGUGACUAUGCUGCGAGUCAGCUGUGGUUCUAUCAAUGAUGCUCGACUGCAGUGUCGAGAAGCCCUGAAACUUGCCAUCAAGUUGCAAGCACUGAGCCAAUGUGCCGAGCUGUUGGUGAUGAAAGCUGAGUUGGAACUAAUGCAGGGGGAGAUAGAGGAAAGUGGAUUUGAUUUGGACAAAGUCAGAAACCUUCUGGAAAUGUAUACAGAUUUUGCAGAACCAGAGGGCAAGUCUGAAGUUAAAAUCAAACCAAGGAAAGUUCGUCAAUCGUUAAAAUCUCGUUCUCCGUUGCCUGUAAUGGAGGAUGACCUGAAGUACAUCCUGAGUACAAGGUGGAGUGUCAAAGAACCAAUUGUGAGGGAUGAAGGCGGCUCUCCACCUCUCAAGGCCAAACCUCGUCGUUGGCUCUCAUGCCUCUUACACAAACCAACCUGCCAGUGCCCUUGCUGCUCUGAGCCCCUCCUGAGCCGCGCCACCGCCCGUUGGGCUGCUGCACAGGCUGAUAUGAUUCUCCAAUUGGACCAUUCUGAAGCCAAAGAUGGUUUUAAACUUCACCAGGCAACAUUAGCUCGUUGUAAGACAAUCACUGCCAAACUUGCGACUAAAUUGGCUGAAUUCUUCCCACUGGGUGUCCCUGCAAAAGGGCCCACUGAGCCCUCUCUUAUGCAUGAUGUGGUGGGUCGGGUGUACCUUCACAUGGCUGUUGCUGGUCUAGAACCCAGCCACAGUAAGAUUUGCAACAUAUGGAAAGUACUUGAAGCUGGUUUAGCCUUUGUUGAUUCAGUGCGCUCCCCGAAACUCAAUGCUGUGAAAGCAGGCCUCAGUGCAACCAAAGCCAUUGUGUCGUUGGUUAACUUGUCUAGGAAAAAAGAGUGCAGGCCUGAGGAACUUUUCUCAAGUGUGUGGACUUGGAAGGCACCAAAGCAGUUGAAAGCUCUGAAAUCAUACCAAUCCUCACUCAUGGAGCCUGAAGGUUUAUCCUGGUCUGCAAAACAUAAGCAGACAAAACUCAAGGUCUCCAAGCCAAAGAUCCAAGUCCCAAGUUCUGCAGCCAAAAGGAAAGGUCCUAUGACUCCAAUUAUGACUCCAGUGAUCAAGUCCAAUUUCUCUGCAAAGGAAAUUAGCACUUUUGACUUCAACACCGAGGUAUCCCCGUUGGCCUUCACGCCAAUUCAGAAAGCCAAAGCAACGGCCACAGUACAAAAGUCAAAGAAAACCGCUUCUAAGCUGCAGUUUCAGGUGUUUGAUGAGUUCCUACCCACACAAGACAAAGUUCAGCCUGUACCUGCUGCUCCAAGACGCCCUAAUAAAUCACGAUUCAGGGUGGAGUUUAGUGAUGAGAGUGAUGCAGAGAAUAUAGCUCUGGAAGAAGUGUUUGAAAAGCUCCCCAAAAAGAAGAGCACUGCAAGACAAGCUACUUGCAGAAGUAGGGCUGCCUCAGCUGCCCGCGCUGAGAAGAUCCCGCCUACAAGGCAGACGAGGAAGAAGAGCUGUGCACUACCUCGAGACACCUUGUCCGAAGACGAAUCUUUGGUGUGUCGAGGGUCCUCAACAAGACGCUUAAGAUCCAGAAACGUAUCCGUAAAGAAGGUGGAGUUAGAGGAGGAGUCGGACAAAAUGAGGGCCGAUGAGGAGGAAGCCAAUGAUGUUCUCGACUUGAGCAUUGAGUAUUUGAGGGCAUCAGACACCGAAACAAAAGACUAUGCUGCUUCAGACAUAAAUUUUCUCGAAGUGUUGCGGAGGGAUUUGUGUUGUGAUUUGGAGAGGAAAGAAUUGCGUAACAAGAAGUGUGACCAUCAAGCAAGAGGCCCUCAAAUCCAUCUUCCUGAUCCGGACCACGGACCGGACAAUCUUUCAUUUGAAGAUAUUCAGGUGUUACUUCGCUCAUCUUGGCUGGCCCUUCAACACUUCCCCCCUCCAGCCAUUUUUCCAAACCUCUGUGCCCUUCUGGCAUUAUCUAUGGGUCACCGUGACCCCAUCACUACAGCAAUGCUUCAUUCCCAGUCUUUGGGUAUCACUAGCCGGCAUCGCACCAUCAGACACCUAGCCAGCUCUCUGAAAAAACUGAAAAGGGCAUCCAGCGAGCUAUCAGAUCAAAUGGACAGCCUAACUCUAGAUGAGUCUAGUCCCACUACUAGUAUGAAACAGAUCUCUCAGUUGGAGAACAUCUUUUCCUUUCCAACAGCUGAUUGCUCAGACUUCCCUCAGAGCCACUGCCAAGAGUUUGUGCAGCAAAUUGAACAACUCCCUUCAGGCGUGACUGUGUGUGUAAUGUCAGUGGUUGGAGUCAAAGCUCGGGAAAUGGGUGAAGGCAUCCUACUGUCCCGACUCAAAAAGGGAUCUCCUCCUGUGACUGUACACAUCCCCACCUCCACAGAGCCGCACUCGAUUAGAUGUCUGGUUCAGGAGAUGGACAGUAUUGUGGCGGAUCAAAAGGCUUUAAAGAAUGUGUCUGAGAAAGCUCUGUGGUGGGAGGGCCGCAGGGCACUUGACUCUCGAGUCAAGCAAUUACUAGGAGAGAUGGAGCAAUUGUUGGGGUGCUGGAAGAGCCUCCUCCUGCCUCUUUCAUCAGAUCCCAAGCUCUCUGCGGAGGCCCAGCACCUUUGCAAAACAUUGCGUGCCAAGGGAAUGAAAGCCAGCGAAGAGAUGUUGAAGGUUGUCCUAUCUGCAAUCCCUGUGCUGUCCCAAAAAGACUUGCAAAGCUUCGCUCUGGGAGUUUGGCCCGAAUGGGACGACGAUUGUGAGCAGCUUCUCCAAUCCGCUGUUUUGCAGUUGGCAAACAGAGAAAAGCCUUCUGGUCAUGUGGUUCUCCUUCUGGACAGGCAUCUCCAGAAAUUGCCCUGGGAGAGCAUCUCCAUCUUAAGGUUCCGCUCUGUGAGCCGCAUGCCCUCUCUGCAGUCAUUAAUUGGACUGAGCAUUCAGAAGGAGAAUGAAGAUCAGUCCAUCUUGAAGCAUGGUGUGGACCCCAAAAAUACAUUUUAUCUUUUGGACCCUAAUAACGACUUAAAAGACGCCAAGGAACAAUUCGAAAAGUGGUUCAGCAGCAAACCGGAUUGGGAUGGUGUGUGUGGGCAUGCUCCAAAAUCCGGACAGCUGGAAGAAGCCGUUGCCACUAAGGAUCUAUACAUUUAUGUGGGCCACGGUGCCGGCGCACGAUUCAUUGACAGCCAGGUGGUCCUGAUGCGACCAAUGAGGGCUGCCUCUCUGCUUAUCGGCUGCAGUAGCGCUGCUCUGGCUGUGCGGGGAGAUCAGGAGGGACAAGGCAUCAUCCUCACCUACCUCAUGGCCGGCUGCCCUUUUGUGUUGGGAAACUUGUGGGAUGUAACGGAUGGGGAUAUUAAUCGCUUCACCAAAGUCUUGCUGAAAUCUUGGUUAUCAUCCGAGUCUGGGAGUGCCAUGCUGGAUUAUAUCGGCCCUUCACGGCAGGCCACUUACCUACAACACCUCAUCGGAGCCGCACCUGUGGUCUAUGGUUUACCAAUUCAGCUACGGUAGUGAAGGUCAAUCAGCUGUUACUUAGAAUGAUAUCCUCCACAUCUAUGUAGUCUAUGCCUUUUUUAUCAGAUGGUUUUCAUUUCACUUGAAAUGUUAAUGUAAAGAUUUUACUUUUAAUUUAAAACCAUUGUUCCCCCACCCCCAUUUUUUGCUGAGUGUUUUAAUAUACUUUUGAUUGACUAAAGUUCAAAUAAAUGUUCUUCGGAUAUCUUGAUUGAUGAGUCUGCCUCAGUUAAUAGUGAUACGUUUAAGUUCAGUGUUUAUUAUUGCAGUACAAAUGACAAGUAUUAAAUUUAUUUGUAACUGCAAAAUAUAACAAUUACAUUUAAGGCCAAUAAAGCUGUUUGAUGUUAUUUGAAUUUGUAUAACAGUUUGUAAGUUAGAGCAAUGUUCAUAUUGAACUCUGAAUGCAUAUUAGUUGGGCUGAGUAGAUAUUGACUUCCAUUUUCACCGAUUUUUUUUUUUUUUUUUUUUUUUUUUUUUUUUUUAAACCCGUCACGUCCACAACUUAUUCUGCUUUACAAGCAUGUGAUGUCUGGUGUUUGGAUUGUGAUUCUAAACUUGUGUGCCAUGAGAAAUGAGGUGUGUUCUGGGAAAUGAAUUUCACUUUGCUGGUACUGUAUGAACAAUGUUCACUACACGUGAUGUAAGGUUCAUUUUAAUUGUAACAGUAAUGGACAGUGACAAGUAGAACAAAUAAACUGUUUUACUAGA
Hippocampus zosterae (dwarf seahorse) is the source of this 7367-nucleotide messenger RNA. RefSeq names its product extra spindle pole bodies like 1, separase (gene espl1). Gene Ontology annotation, cellular component: cytoplasm; nucleus; centrosome. Gene Ontology annotation, biological process: proteolysis; meiotic chromosome separation. Bases 204 to 6653 code for a protein of 2149 amino acids. The transcript is spliced from 32 exons. Gene Ontology annotation, molecular function: cysteine-type endopeptidase activity; protein binding. The record is from RefSeq and is a predicted model, not a curated record. Lineage: Eukaryota; Metazoa; Chordata; Actinopteri; Syngnathiformes; Syngnathidae.